Molecule: messenger RNA, 441 nt
Organism: Mytilinidion resinicola
Lineage: Eukaryota; Fungi; Ascomycota; Dothideomycetes; Mytilinidiales; Mytilinidiaceae
Product: PR-1-like protein
Exons: 2
Cellular component (GO): extracellular region
Source: RefSeq, a predicted model, not a curated record
UACAGCGACGCGAACGAUUUCAAGAAAGCGGUGCUAAACAGCACAAACACGUACCGCGCGCAGCACAACGCGAGCGCCCUGACCUGGAACAACUCGCUCGCGACCUUCGCGGCAAAAUGGGGCGGUGCGUGUGUGUUUGAGCAUUCGGGCGGUCCCUCGGGCGAGAACCUCGCGUCCGGCUACCCCAACGCCACCGCCUCGAUCGAGGCCUGGGGCAACGAGCGCGCCCACUACGACUUCGGCAAGGCCCAGUUCUCGGAGCAGACGGGCCAUUUCACGCAGCUGGUGUGGAAGGCGUCCACGACGGUCGGCUGCUCGCGGACCGACUGCUCCGGGAAGACGGGCGCCAAGGCCGCGCCGGGUUGGUUCGUCGUGUGCGAGUACUACCCGCCGGGCAAUGUGAUUGGGGCGUUUAAGCAGAAUGUGCAGAAGCAGGUGAAG